Molecule: messenger RNA, 375 nt
Organism: Prunus armeniaca (apricot)
Lineage: Eukaryota; Viridiplantae; Streptophyta; Magnoliopsida; Rosales; Rosaceae
Source: the annotation of a GenBank genome assembly
AUGCUCACUCAACUCAAGCUCUCUCUCUCUCUCUCUCUCAAGCUCAACUCAAACUUGUCGGCCACCACUAUCAACAGCCGCUCUCAGCCACUCCCAACCGCUCUUAGCCGCUCCCAACCUCUGAUUUGGAGGGAUUGUUGCUUAAGUGAAUUGUGUUGUAUGGAGUCUAGCCACUCUAACACACCUAAUGCCUCUAAUCCCCAAACACAAACCGAUACACCCGACACACAAUCUCCAACUCAAACACAAAAUCCCACAAGUGAGGGGCUUAUGGUGGGAGAUAGGAGGAAAGCCCCAAAAUCGAUUGUGUGGUUAUAUUGCACAAAACUAAUAAAGAAGGAUGGUAAUGGGAUAGAGAAGGUUAUAGGGGCUUGA